Messenger RNA from Jaculus jaculus (lesser Egyptian jerboa), 7065 nucleotides. It is a transcript of the gene Gpr179, whose product is annotated as G protein-coupled receptor 179. NCBI's taxonomy places the organism in Eukaryota, Metazoa, Chordata, Mammalia, Rodentia, Dipodidae. Gene Ontology annotation, molecular function: G protein-coupled receptor activity. Gene Ontology annotation, cellular component: membrane. The coding region runs from base 1 to 7065 and encodes 2354 amino acids. The record is from RefSeq and is a predicted model, not a curated record. Gene Ontology annotation, biological process: G protein-coupled receptor signaling pathway. The transcript is spliced from 12 exons.
AUGGGCAGCAGGGCAGUGGUCAUGCCUUCUCCCGCGUGGGCACUUCUGGCUUCUUGUUUCCUCUGUGGCUGGGCUCUGGGGGGUCCAAGACCCCUUCGCUCUUUGCCCGUGAUGGCCUCCCAAGCCAAGCCAGGACCCGGGCCAACGUGGGCUCCCCCUCAGGGAGCUGAGGCAGCCCUGGCUUUUCUCUACUCCGGAGAUGCCCAACGGCUGUUGGGAGCCAAUUGCAGUAAGCGCUACGAAGCUCACGGGGCAGAAGGCAGACCAGGGCUCCCCGCUGUGCUGCAGAGGGCAGCGGGUACCCUUGCCCAGGCGGCCAAUUUUCUCAACAUGCUGCUGCAAGCCAACGACAUACGUGAAUCCAGUGUGGAGGAAGAUGUGGAGUGGUACCAGGCACUGGUCCGCAGCGUGGCUGAGGGGGACCCAAGGGCCUACCGAGCUUUGCUGACCUUUAACCCUCCACCGGGGGCCAGUCACCUUCAGCUGGCCCUGCAGGCCACCCGGAUGGGGGAGGAGACCAUUCUUCAGGACUUGUCUGGGAACAGGGUACAGGAGGGGAGUCCACCAGAGGAUCCGGACAGUCCUACGCUGCAGAAGCGGGUGCUGACAAAUGACCUAAGGAGCCUCGACAGCCCCAAGUGGCCACGGGGGGAUGGAUAUGUGGGGGACAUCCAGCAGGUGAGGCUGUCUCCUCCCUUCUUGGAAUGCCAGGAUGGCCGGCUCCGGCCCGGCUGGCUGGUAACACUCUCAGCUACCUUCUAUGGGCUCAAGCCAGAUCUAAGCCCAGAGGUUAGGGGGCAGGUGCAGAUGGACAUUGACCUCCAGAAUGUGGACAUCAAUCAGUGUGCCAGCAGCCCAGGCUGGUACUCAAACACACAUCUGUGUGAUCUCAACAGCACUCAGUGUGUCCCCCUGGAGAGUCAGGGCUUUGUCCUUGGCCGCUACCUCUGCCACUGCAGACCUGGAUUCUUUGGGGCAAGUGGCUCUGGGGGGUUAGAGGAGAGUGCCACUCAGACUGCCAGGCAAUUUGGGUCCCUGAAAGGCAGCUCAGGGAAGAUGCUGCGGUGCCAGCCAUGUCCUGAGGGCUGCACUAGCUGCAUGGAUGCCACGCCUUGCCUGGUGGAGGAGGCCCUGGCACUGCGGGCAGCAGUGCUGGCCUGUCAGGCCUGCUGCAUGCUGGCUGUCUUCCUGAGCAUGCUGGUUGCCUACCGCUGCCGUGGGAGCAAGAGGAUCCGGGCAUCUGGAGUUGUCCUGCUGGAAGCCAUCCUGUUUGGAUCCCUGCUGCUCUAUUUUCCUGUCUUCAUCCUGUACUUCAAGCCCAGUGUGUUCCGCUGCAUCGCUCUUCGCUGGGUGCGGCUGCUGGGUUUUGCCACCGUCUAUGGAACCAUUACACUGAAGCUAUACAGAGUACUGCAGCUGUUUCUGUCGCGAACGGCCCAGCGGGGCCCACAUCCCAGCAGUGGGCAGCUGCUGCGGCGCCUGGGGCUGCUCCUAUUGCUGGUACUGGGCUUCCUGAUGGUGUGGACGGCAGGCGUCCUGGAACAAGGAAGCCAGCACAUGCCUCUGGUGACCCGAGGCCACACUCCUACUGGCCGUCACUUCUACCUCUGCCACCAUGACCGCUGGGAUUACAUGAUGGUUGUGGCGGAAAUGCUGCUGCUCUGCUGGGGCAGCUUCCUCUGCUAUGCCACCAGGGCUGUCCCCUCUGCUUUCCAUGAGCCACGCUACAUGAGCAUUGCCCUGCACAAUGAGCUGCUGCUCUCCGCUGCCUUCCACACGGCCAGGUUUGCGCUGGUUCCCUCCCUGCACCCAGACUGGACGCUUCUCCUCUUCUUCCUCCACACCCACAGCACAGUCACAGCCACACUGGCUCUGAUCUUCAUCCCUAAGUUCUGGAAGCCGGGGGCACCUCCCCGGGAGGAGAUCUUGGACGAGGUAUAUGAGGACGAGCUGGACCUGCAACGCUCAGGCUCCUACCUUGACAGCAGCAUUGCCUCUGUCUGGAGCGAGCGCAGCCUGGACCCAGGCGACAUUCGGGAUGAGCUGAAGAAGCUCUAUGCCCAGCUGGAGAUCCGCAAGACCAAAGAAAUGGCUGCUAAUAAUCCUCACCUGCCCAAGAAGCGGGGCAGCUCACGCCAGGGUCUGGGCCGCUCCUUCAUGCGGUACCUGGCAGAGUUCCCGGAGGCGCUGGCCCGGCAGCACUCCAGAGACUCGGGCUCCCCAAGCCGCAGCAGCCUUCCUGGCUCCUCUCGCCGCCGGCUCCUCAGCUCCAGUCUCCAGGAAGCUGAGGGGCCACCAGCCCUGCGCAAGACUCGGAGCACCUAUGACCACCGCCGGGAGCAGGACCCGCCUCUUCUCAACUCUCUGCUGAGGAGGAACUUGUCCAAGAAGGCUUCUCAGUGGGAGGAUCAAGAGCCGGUGGAGGGGCCCCCUGCCCUGGGCUUCAGGUCGGCCAGUGCCCACAACCUGACAGUGGGAGAGCGGCUCCCCAGAGCCCGGCCUACAUCGCUGCACAAGUCACUAAGUGUCGUGGCUGGCUCCAGGGAAAAGGCUCUGCUUGUGGCCAGUCAAGCCUAUUUGGAGGAGACCUAUCGGCAGGCGAGGGAGAAAGAGGAGCGGAAGAAGGCCGAGAUGGCCAUGGUGAGCCCAGUGCGGAGGCCAUCGACCAGGAGGCUGGCACGUGCUCGAGGGGCUCCCCUGUCAGCCCCGCCUUCCCCUGCCAAGAGCAGCAGCAUGGGCAGCUCUCACGCUUCUGGGAGGCUUCAUGAGGAGGCUGGGAGAAGGCUACCUCACCCACCUAUUCGGCACCAGGUCUCCACGCCCAUCUUGGCGCUGUCUGGGGCCUGCAUGGGAGAGCGAAGAAUGCUAUCUCCCACCACCACCUUGGCUCCUGCUCCAUUGCCUGCCCUGACACCGGUCCCCGCUCCUGCCCUGACACCGCUCCCAGUGACCCCACAAAGCCCCAGAUUACUCACCUUCAUCUGCCCCUGGGAGAAUGCAGAACUUCCAGCAAAGAAAGAAAAUGUGGCCCAGGAAAGCCCCUUAGGGCCAGAGCGAGGCGGCCACUCCUCUGCCCCAGCUCACACCAAGCUCUGGAGGGCCCUCUCUGUGGCAGUGGAGAAAAAGGGGGCUGGGGAGAGUGAGCUGGACACAGAGGACAGGCAUGUCCAUGGGGAAGCUGAUGAUGUGGAGGACGACAAACCCAAGGUCUUUUCAAAAUCCCACAGCCUCAAGACCCCCGUGCAGCAGGGCUCCAUGCGCAGCCUGGGCCUGGCUAUCAAAGCUCUGACCCGCUCUAGGAGCACGUACAAGGAGAAGGAGGGCGGGGAGGACAGCCCCACGAGUGAGAAGGGAAGAGCUGCAGCAGCGGGCGUGGGGGCUCCACCCCGAUCUCCCAGGCUAGGCCGGCCCAGGGGAGUGAGCAAACAGGCUGCCCUUGCCCCCUGUGAUGAUGAAGAGUCCCUCCAGAACCAACAGAAUGCCCAGACCAGCAGAAUGCUCCAAGUGUGCCACCGGGAGGGCAGCAGAGAACAAGAUGACAGGAGCAGGAGCACAUCCCAGGGUCUAGGGGAGCGCAAAGUUGAGAGAACAAGUAAAACUGCACUUGCCACACUAAGGCACGUUUUUGGGGACAAAAAUAUUGAACAAGCACAUGAAGGCCCUGUAGGGUGUCAAGAACUGCCCAAAGCUGACAUCCAGCCCUUGGGCAGCACUGACCACAGGGUGGCAGAAGUUUGCCCUUGGGAAGCCACCGAGUCAGAAAGGUGCCAGCCAGACAGUAGCAACAGGGUCAACAUAUGCCUGAAGGAGGGGAGUGCAGGAGGCCUCGAGCGGCAAGCAUCACGGCGCACUCUAAGUGGCUCCCAGGAAGAGAAGGGGAAAGCCCCAGAGAAGUCAGAUCCCAAAGGAUUGGCUGUCAUUACACGGAAAAAGCCAGAGAGACUAGUCAGGAGCCAGGAGGCAGUGUGUCCCUGGGAGAAUGCUGACCCUGGAAAUCCAUCUCCUUGGUCAGCUCCACAAGACUGUGACAGAGGCCAGGGCAGCUGUGAGGUGGUGGGCAGUGUGGAGGUAAGGAAUGUGACCAGGCAUCCAGGGGAAGCCAACAACCCAGAGGCUUGUCCACCCAACACUGCCAAGACAGAGCUGGGCCCAUGGGAGGUGAGUGGUGGGAAGGAAGGCACACCAGCCCAUGGGGUGAAGGAACUCCUCCAAGAAAGACAAAAAGUCCCCCCAAAAGCAACCUUCUGGAGAGAACAGAAUCUAGGCGGAAACCUAGCAUCUCUUUGUCCGUGGGAGAGUACAGAUUUCCGGGGCCCCUCAGCAGUCUCGGUUCAGGCCUCAGGAAGCUCGGGGAGCUUGGGCAGCGGCAUUGCAGAGGUCUGCCCAUGGGAAGCAGAAGAUAAUCCUGCUAGUAAGAAAGCGGAGAUCUGUCCCUGGGAGCUGGGUGAUGAGCAAACAGGCAAAGAAACACUGAGUCGGAGGGUAGAUGCAGAAUCUCUCCAGGGAGAGGAGAAAGCCCCCAGAAAGGGGUGCUCAGAAGAGAUGGGGGAGCAAACUGUGAAAGCAAGGCCAACAGUCAGUCAAGGGCAGGAAUCACAGGAGUCAGUGUGCCCCACAGAGGUCACAAUCCCUGCAAAGUCCAUCUCAUGUCCAGACAAUUCCUCAUCCAAGGCUGACAGUCAACUCCUAAGCAAGGGGGGCAGCCAAGCAACACAGGCGUGUCCUUGGGAAGAGCUCAAGCCAGAGGGAAAGCGAGCAGCACCUUCGACAGAAGACAUCUGUCCUUGGGAAGUAGACGAAAGAGCCAGGGACUUCACAUCGGAACAUGCACCCGUGGGAGGGGAAUCUACAAAGGACAAGGAGAAAAUGACUGGAAAAGCAGGAAUCCAAGAUGUCACAGUAUGGGAAAAGCCUGAAGAACAGAGCCAAAAGCAAGAAACAGUUUGUCCCUGGGACAGUGUGGGCCCUGAUGGCUUCCCCCAACGAAAUACAGACCGACCCCAAGCCAUUUUCCAGAGGCCAAGUGUUGUGGGAGGCAGUGCCGCUGAGAUCUGCCCAUGGGACAUGGAGGAGACCCUGACAGCUGAGAAAGCAAAGGUCUGUCCUUGGGAAGUGGGUGCUGAAGCGGGAGAGGAAAGGGCUUCCGGAGCUGAGGCCACUGGGAAGUCUCCAAACAGUACAGGACAGGUUUCUGCACAUCCUCAUCCUGGGCAGUCAGCUCCAAGGAAGCCAGAAAGGCCAGCCCUGGAGCAGGAGAUGGUCUGUCCCUGGGACAGCUUGGGCCAAGGGGGUUCCUCUCAGCAUUCAGACACUCUGGACACUGACAGACCAAGAGCUGUACUCCAGGAACCAAACCAUGCCAGUUCUAGGCCAGCUGAGGUGUGUCCUUGGGAAGCAGAGGAAGUUCCUGCCAAUGAAAAAUCCCAGAUCUGUCCCUGGGAGGUCAAUGAAGGAACUACUGGGAAGGUACUGGAUAGGGAGGUAGGGAAUGAAUCAGCAGGGCAAAGGGAGAAAACUCUAGAAAAGAGACAUACCUCUUCAGGAGAAGGCAGAUCAAAACAGGAACAAGAAGCUAUCUGUCCUUGGGAGGAAAAGGACUUGGGGGAACCAUCUGCUCAAGUGCCUGAGGUCUCAGAUUUACUCAGCAGCACUAGUAGCCAGGUGGCAGAGGGGCAUUCCUUGAGAGUGAGUGAUAAGGCAACAGACAAGGGAGACCUGAGACAAGACCCAAAGGCAGGCUGUCUCCCAGACGAUGCCACCCAAAGAAAAGCUCCAGCAUUGAAAGCAGAAUUCACUAUUGAAGAUAGGGAGAAAACAUGCAAGGAGCGCCAGUCUGUCUGUCCAUGGGAGAGCAUGGUGCCAGCAGGUUCUUCCCCCCACCUAGACAGUCACCCUGACCAACCUACAGCCGUAUCACAGACACUGGUCAGUGGUGGGGGCAGGGUCACUGAGGUGUGUCCAUGGGAUGCUCCUGAUAUGGAUGCAUAUCAACCUGACAACAAUGCCAAGGCCGAGAUCUGUCCCUGGGAGGUGACUGGGAGAAUCCCAGAGAAAGGGCUACCGAGGCAGGCUGAAAAGGGAGACUCUUGGGAGGAGAAGGGAAGGACCUCUGAAAAACCAGGGCCCAGAGGAAUGGCUCAGAAAACACCACAGAACGAGGAGUCUGGAAAGCUGGGUCCCAGGGAGAGUCAGGACUUUGGCAGUGUGUGUCCACAACCAGCCCCAAGUGCUUCUGAUGAGAACAAAGGCAGUCCUAAGGUAACAGGCUGUGGAGGGGGCAGGGUUUCAGAAGUGUGUCCAUGGGAAGCAGAAGAGACUCCCUCUGCCAACAAAGCUGAGAUCUGCCCUUGGGAGGCAAGUCUGGGAGCAGCAGAGGGGCUGGAACAGGAGCUGCAGGAAGUGUCACCAGGGCAGGGAGAGCUGAUGCCUCCCAAGGAAGGACCUGGAAGGGCUGAAGGGCACUUUUCAAAAGCAACAGCAAAACUAGACAGUGAGCAAGUGACAGUCUGUCCCUGGGAAGGCACAGGGUCAGGAGAGCCCUUUUCCCAGACAGAGCCUCAGGAUACAGAGCACUCCACAGUCAGGCCCCACACAGCAGGCGGCCCAGGGAGCAGAAUGGCGGAGCUGUGCCAGUGGGAAGUCACAGAUCCAGAAGGAAAUAAAAUAAAAGGUACCAUGGCAGACAUUUGUCCUUGGGAGGAAACCAGAGCCCCACCGGAGGAAUCUGGUCUCCUGGCUUUAUCAGCAGCUCAAACAGAUGUCCUUACAGAGCCUGGGAAAUCACUCUGCCUUUUGGCACACAGACCUCUUGAUAGCUUCCUUCCAGAAAGCAAGAGCUCCCACCCUAAGGUGAGCAAGCCACCCAGUUCUUUUGCUGUAGAAGGUGUCAGAGAACAGCAAGGGCCUUUGGGGCUUGAGCUCAGGGCCAAAUUAGCUCCAGAGUCAAGUCUCCAAGAAACCCAGGCUCAGAAGGCCUUCUUACCUGAUGACCAAGAACAAGGGGCUCCAGAGGUUCAAGGAGAGGAACCCAGCCCCCCACCUGCGUAUCCUUGGGACUGGGAAUAA